This is a messenger RNA of Haliotis rubra (blacklip abalone), 3042 nucleotides long. RefSeq lists its product as uncharacterized. NCBI's taxonomy places the organism in Eukaryota, Metazoa, Mollusca, Gastropoda, Lepetellida, Haliotidae. Gene Ontology annotation, molecular function: nucleic acid binding. The transcript is spliced from 3 exons. Bases 1 to 3042 code for a protein of 1013 amino acids. The record is from RefSeq and is a predicted model, not a curated record.
AUGAGUUCACCAUCACCUGAUGAUACUGGCACGGGUGAUGAUCUACAUACCCAAGAUAUUGAAGGGAGAAUCAAGUUGGUGAAGAAUAAGAGAAAGAGUAUCCGAGGAAAAAUAACUAGAACUAUCCACAGAGUGCAAGAAGCUAUUGCUCAAGAGAAUGUGAGUCGACGAAGACUGUUGAAAGAACUUGAGGAGUUACGUACAGACUAUACUAAGGUCUGUGAGAUACAUGCAGAACUUUAUACCUGUGUUGAUGAAACUCAGGUUGCCAGGUUAGACCAGUGGGAGGCUGAUGUAAUAAAUGACAUCUACACCUUUGAGGAAGAGGCUGAAGAUUACUUACUGUCACUUAGUGAAAAUGGAGAGGAAGAUCUAUCACACAGUAAAUCACAGAAACAGAAGACUACAAAGUCUAAUCAUGCUAAUAAGUCUCAUCAUUCUACUCCAUCGGGUUCAGGGAGCAAUGCUGAACAGAAUUCAUCAGCUGAUGGUCAUUCUGGUGACACAGGGCAAAUCAACAAAAUCUUACAGACACAUCCACAGAUUCACCGGAUCAGUCACAAUCUAACACCAUUGGAAGCCAGCAAAGACAUUCCAACUGUUACCUUAGGGAAGUUUGAUGGAAACCCUCUGGAGUAUGUGAACUUUAUUGAGAAGUUCAAAAUUCAUAUUCAUAAUAAACCUCAUCUGUCAGAUGAUAGGAUGAUGCAGCUGAGAAUGCAUGUAUCAGGUGAUGCAGAGAGGGCUAUAUCUGGACUUGGUUCAAGUGGAACAAUGUGUGCCACAGCCGUGAAGAUUCUACAAGAUCAGUUUGGUCAGGAUAUUGACUUCCCACACAAAGCUGGACCGAUUGACCUGAUAUUGGGAGUACACUACAGUCACCUGCAUGCGGAAGAAGAGGUACGCCAAGGACUGCCAUUUGAACCAAUUGGGAAGCGGACGAAACUAGGAUGGUAUGCGAUGGGACCAGACAAAACACAACGUCUAUCAUCCAUCUGUUCAGUUAACUUUGUUGACAAAGUUAAUCUUGAGAAGUUUUAUGACUUUGAGACCCUUGGGAUUCAGGCUCCCAAUUGUGACUGCCCAACUGAAGUUAUGUCAGGCGAAGAUCGUAAGGCACUUGAAUUGAUGCAAUCAUCUUGUGUCAAGCAGGGAGAUAGAUAUGAGAUUGGUCUUCCAUGGGAAAGGGAUCCAUCAUCAUUGCCAAACAACUACUUUCUUGCCGAGAAGCGCCUCUGUUCUCUGGAACGCAGUCUCCAGAAAGACGACGCAAAGGCGAAGAUGUACAAUGACGCCAUUCAUGAAUAUGAACAGAAUGCCUGGGCUGAGAAAGUUGAUAUGAGUAAAUCACAUUGUGAUCAGGGACCAGUGUAUUAUCUUCCUCAUCACGGAGUCUACCGGCCUGAUAAACCAAGCACACCCCUUCGUGUGGUGCUUGACCCAGCGUGUCAGUACCAAGGUGUGUCACUGAACUCCUACUUGUACAAAGGUCCAGGGUUGAUAGGAAAGCUACUUGGCGUUCUUCUUAGGUUUCGUGAAGAACCUGUAGCCAUAGUUGGAGACAUUUCCAAGAUGUAUUUACAGAUAAAACUCAAAGAUAGUGAUACACAUGUUCAUAGAUUCCUCUGGAGAGACAUAGAAACAGCCACAUGCCCUACUGUUUACAGACUUCUCCGAGUCACAUUUGGUGACAAACCAUCACCUGACAUGGCGAGUUAUGUUGUCCUCCUUAUGGCAGAUCAACAUAAGGAAGAUUAUCCUGAUGCAUCAAAUGUGUUGAAAAGAGACAGAUACAUGGAUGACUUAAUACAUUCUUGUGAAACUUCUGAUGAAGCUUUAAAGAGAAUGCAUGAUCUUGACAGAAUCCUAGCCACAGGACAGUUCCAGAUAAAGGAAUGGUAUUGUUCACUGGAGGAGGUUCGCAAACAGCUUGCACUGGAGAAGCGCGGAAAGCUGAAUGAAACAGAUAUUAGUCUUGAUGGUGAGGAGGUCAAAACCUUAGGUUUAGGAUGGAAUCCUGUGAUGGAUACUAUGAGCUUUGUUGUCAGAGAUGUGAGCACAGAGAAGUAUACCAAGAGGAUAGUGCUGUCAAAGAUGUCAAUGUUAUAUGACCCCCUAGGUCUGGCAGCAGCAGUCACUAUAAAAGCCAAGAUGGCAAUGCAAGAUGUCUGGAGACACAAGUCCUUGGACUGGGAUGACCCCCUACCUGACGAGAUGUGUGAACUAUGGCAAGGAUUAUUUGCAGAGAUGAAAAGGCUUGAACAUGUUGAAUUUGUAAGAUGCCUGAAGCCAUGUGACUCUGUCGGUUCUUCCGAGCUACAUGUGUUUGGUGAUGCAAGUAUGGGAGCCUAUGGAGCGGCAGCAUACCUACUGUGGCCAACUGUGAGAGGUACAGAAGUACAAUUGGUGUUUGCCAAGGCAAGAGUGGCUCCACUGCAUCAAACAACCAUACCAAGGUGGGAACUUAUGGCUGCCUUAGUUGCCACAAGGCUUGCCAAGACAAUCUGUAUUGAAUUUAAAGAGAAGCCAUCAGAUGUAACAUUGUGGACUGACUCUCGGAUUGUACUCCACUGGAUACACUCUGAUUCAAUAUCAUUCAAGGCCUUUGUAGGUGUUCGUAUUGCGGAGAUUCAAUCUGUUUGGGAUGCAAGUCACUGGAAGUAUGUACCAACAGCCUUGAACCCAGCUGAUGACUUGAGUCGUGGCAUAUCUGUCGAGGAGAUAAAUGGAAGAUGGGUUCAUGGUCCAUCUUUCCUGAAACUGCCAACUGAGCAAUGGCCUAUACAACCAACAGAUGAAGUAGUUGUUAAAGACAGUUCAGAGAUGAGGAAAUCUAAACUUGUUGCUUCAUGUAUCCCAGUGUUACCAGUCAUUGAAGCAGAGAAUGUGUCAAGCUGGCAGCAUCUUUUUGAGGGUUACAGCCCUUACUGUCUUCGAUUCAUCCAAAGACUUCGAGACAAAGUAAGAAAGAGUAACAGCAGACUGAGUUUGAAAUAUCUCUGCAGUGUCAUGAAGCAUCUGCAGCUGAAUUGUUCUGGGUGA